AGAGAUAUUGCUAAGAUGAUCGUGUUAUGGGUUACACUGCUUGUCAUUCAUCGAGGAUACACACUUAUUCCAGUAACUACAGUUCAACUUGGUGAACAAGCAACUGUCCCGUGUGUCCUGCCUAAGACUGAGUACAACCGUAGAGUCGACUGGUACAAGCAGAGUGCUGGGGACACUCUGCAAAGAAUUUGGACACUAAAGGAUUCUGCAGCACCUGAGUUUGCACCUGAGUUUCCUGGCUCAAGAUGGAAGGUUAAUUAUGACAAAAAUUUUAGCAACCUGACCAUUUUGAGGACAAACCAAGAAGACGAGGGGAUCUAUCACUGUGGAUUCACAGAGUGGCUCCAACAUACUAAAUGGACCGGGACGUAUUUAUUAGUAAAAGGAAACACUCAGCGGUCAUCAAACUAUUCUGUUGUUCAAGAGAAAACAGACCAUCCAGGAGAAUCAGUGACUCUUCAGUGUUCAGUAAUCAAUGACUCUAACAACAAGUCGUGUCCAGGAGGUCUCAGAGUGCUCUGGAUCAGAGAAGGAUCACAAACAUCUCAUCCUGGCAUCAUCUACACUGAUGGAAACAAACAUCAUGAAUGUGAGAAAAGAUCUGAGACUCAGCAGAGUUGUAGUUAUCGCAUCAGUUCCCCUGAUGCUGGGACUUAUUACUGUGCUGUGGCCACAUGUGGGGAGAUAAUAUUUGGAAAUGGAACUAAACUGCAUAUAGAGAAAAAAGUAGGAUUUGAAUUUACUGCACUGGUAAUAACAACAACCUGCUUGGUCAUUUCUAUGAUUCUCAACAUUAUUUUCAUCUGUUACCGAACUCCAAGAGCAGCAUGUGGACAAUUUAAAAAGAACAGCUCUUCACAAGCAAGACAAAAUGACUUGAAGCAAACAGUGGACGAUAGUACUGAAGGUGGACAUGAUCUGAAUUAUGCUGCUCUGCACUUCUCUGGAAGAAAAGCUACACGAGGAAAGAAGAAAAUUGAACUGGAACAAGAAAAAGAAAGUGUUUAUUCUCAAGUUAGAAUGUAA
Messenger RNA from Archocentrus centrarchus (flier cichlid), 1026 nucleotides. Its product is annotated as signal-regulatory protein beta-2-like. The coding region runs from base 16 to 1026 and encodes 336 amino acids. The record is from RefSeq and is a predicted model, not a curated record. Gene Ontology annotation, biological process: response to bacterium. The transcript has 6 exons. Lineage: Eukaryota; Metazoa; Chordata; Actinopteri; Cichliformes; Cichlidae.